AUGUGCCGCGUCGUACUGCUCAACCAGACCCAGUACGUCAACCAUCAGUUGGGAGCGGGGCUCCCAAGUAUUCCAGGACGGGGGAUAGCCGCGCCACCGGACGAGAUAACUCGUCCAACGUUCGUUCACGUCGAGGUGGUUCAACAGCUGCUCAACCAGAUAGCGCUGGCCACCGCGAGGGUCCUCUAA
Peronospora matthiolae is the source of this 189-nucleotide messenger RNA. The record is from the annotation of a GenBank genome assembly. NCBI's taxonomy places the organism in Eukaryota, Oomycota, Peronosporomycetes, Peronosporales, Peronosporaceae.